AUGAUGCUGUACUGUGCGGACGCCGACACGUUGCCAUUGCGUGAGUCGACAGUUCAACAGACGCCGCCGAAACAGACGCCACCACACCAGACGCCGCCGCAACAGCCGCCACAACAGACGCCGCCGCCACCACACCAGACGCUGCCGAAACAGAUGCCACCACACCAGAUUCCGCCGAAACAGACACCACCACACCAGAAACCGCCGCAACAGAUGCCGCCGCCACCACACCAGACGCCGCCGAAACAGACGCCACCACACCAGAUGCCGCCGAAACAGACGCCACCACACCAGAUGCCGCCGAAACAGACACCACCACACCAGACGCCGCCGCAACAGAUGCCGCCACCACCACACCAGACGCCGCCUCAACUGACGCCGCCACAACAGACGCUGCCACAACACCAGAUGCCGCUGCAACAGACGCCGCCACAACAGUUGCCGCCACCACACCAGACGCCACCGCAACAGAUGCUACCACACCAGAUGCCGCCGCCAGAUUCCGCCGCCACCACACCAGACGCCGCCGCAACAGACGCCGCCACAACACCAGACGCCGUUGCAACAGACGCCGCCACAACAGAUGCCGCCACCACACCAGACGCCGCCGCAACAGACGCUACCACACCAGACGCUGCCGCAACAGACGCUACCACACCAGACGCCGCCGCAACAGACGCUACCACACCAGAAACCGCCGCAACAGAUGCCGCCGCCACCACACCAGAUGCCGCCACAACAGAUGCUACCACACCAGACGCCGCCGAAACAGACGCCACCACACCAGAUACCGCCGAAACAGACGCCACCACACCAGAUGCCGCCGAAACAGACACCACCACACCAGAUGCCGCCGCCACCACACCAGACGCCGCCUCAACAGAUGCCACCACAACAGAUGCCCCCACAACACCAGACGCCGCUGCAACAGACGCCACCACAACAGACGCUGCCACCACACCAGACGCCACCGCAACAGAUGCUACCACACCAGACGCCGCCGCAACAGAUUCCGCCGCCACCACACCAGACGCCGCCGCAACAGACGCCGCCACAACAGACGCCGCCACAACACCAGAUGCCGCUGCAACAGACGCCGCCACAACAUACACCGCCACCACACCAGACGCCGCCGCAACAGACGCUACCACACCAGAUGCCGCCGCAACAGCCGCCACACCAGACGCCGCCGCCACCACACCAGACGCCGCCGAAACAGACGCCACCACACCAGAUGCCGCCGAAACAGACACCACCACACCAGAUGCCGCCGCAACAGAUGCCGCCGCCACCACACCAGACGCUGCCGCAACAGACGCCGCCACAACAGACGCCGCCACAACAGACUGCGCCACCACACCAGACGCCGCCGCAACAGAUGCCACCACAUCAGACGCCGCCGCAACAGCCGCCACAACAGAUGCUGCCACUCCAGACGCCGCCUCCGACGUCGCCGCCCCCAGCUGA
Messenger RNA from Bacillus rossius redtenbacheri, 1467 nucleotides. Its product is annotated as proteoglycan 4-like. The record is from RefSeq and is a predicted model, not a curated record. The coding region runs from base 1 to 1467 and encodes 488 amino acids. The transcript has a single exon. Lineage: Eukaryota; Metazoa; Arthropoda; Insecta; Phasmatodea; Bacillidae.